GGCUGCGACCUCCCAGAGCAGAGCACCGUCCACGUCGUCCUCCCUCCUUCAGGCGCCUCCUUUCAGCGGCUCGUGCAGGAGCACCGAGCUGAGGACGGAGAGGAGGAGCAGGAGCAGGGCUCUUUGACCAGGCUGGACCUCAGCUCUUCUCGACUCCCUGCCAACAGUGAGGGAGGAGAGGGCAGAGCAGAGGGGGAGAGUCUGAAGGAGGUGCAGGCUGGAGCUCACAGCAGUGUGCGUACCUGCAGUACCUUCUUCGUGUUCUGUAAGAGCUGCCGCUCCAUCGAGCCAGGAAAACUGCGAGCGCGCUGCCGACGCUGCAAACAGACGGCGCUGACGCUCAGCAGGGGUCCGUCCUGCUGGGACGACGUGCUCCUUUCCGGUCGCAUCCAUGGCAUCUGUCAGUCAGAGGGUUGUCAAGGCAACGAAGCGGAGUUUUACAUGAAGUGUGCGUCUCACCCGACGUCAGAUGAUGACCUUUCCGUGGCCCUCGACCUCAUCAUGACCAACACCAGAGGCGUGCCCUGCAUCGCCUGCACCGAUGUCAUGGGCGUGGUCCUGGUCUUCCAGUGCUCGGAGCGUCAUGUGAUCUGUCUCGACUGUUUCCAGCGUUAUUGCCAGACGCGCCUGAAUGACCGGCAGUUUGUGUACCAUCCUGUGAUUGGCUACUCGCUGCCGUGUGCAGUCGGCUGCGACGACUCUCUGAUUAAAGAAGUUCAUCAUUUCAGGAUCCUGGGAGACGAGCAGUAUGGGCGCUACCUGCAGUAUGGCGCUGAGGAGUGUCUGCUCACCACUGGAGGAAUGAUGUGUCCAUCACCUGGCUGUGGGGCGGGGCUUCUCCCACCUGAUGGCAGCAGGAAGGUGGAGUGUGACCGCCGGCUUGGCUGCGGCUUUGUCUUCUGCAGACUCUGCAGGGGAGAGUACCAUGAGGGGUUGUGUCAGGCAGUGACAGCCCCGCCCACAGGGGAAGCAGCACAGGGCUUCGUGGUCGGGGAGGAGGCGUCACUCAUGGGGAGAUGGGAGCCAGCGUCUCUGCUCGUCAUCGCCGAGUCGACCCGGCCCUGCCCAACGUGUUCGGUUCCCGUGGAGAGAAAUGGCGGCUGCAUGCACAUGCACUGCCCGCUGUGCAAGGCCGAGUGGUGCUGGCUCUGUGGAGUCCCCUGGAACAGAGAGUGUAUGGGAAACCACUGGUUCAGUUAAACGGGUCACAUCACUGCUUGCGGUCACAGAAAAGACUGUUGGUUUUAACAUGUUCUUCCUUUUUGUUGAAGCCCUUUCACAAUAAAAGUCAAAUGAAGUUUUUAGUCUGACUGACUGACUGUUUGAAUAAACAUGUGAAUCCAACAGUGGGAAAAAUGUUUAUUUUCACUCUUGGACUUUCAGGUUUUACUGUCUCCUUUGUUAAUUUGAGUAAACAUUUCUGAGUUAAAAUAUCUUCACGUGUAUGCUGAAUCGUCCAGGUAAAGAAAGUUGAUUCUGUUCAUCUGGACGUUUUCAGAUGAGAAACGUUUCAUCAUCAGGUGCUACGGUGGCCCCUAGCCACCGUAGCACCUGGCCCCAAGCACCUGGCCCCAAGAAGUACCUGGCCCCAAGCCAGGUACUUCCUGGCUUGUGUAGUUACUAGGUACCAAAGGCUGCUUGAAAUGCGGCCCUCAAACGCAUCCUUCAUUUCCCUGAAUUUUAAGGAUGGGUCGGUGUAGCCUUCAUGGCCCAACAUAUCCCAGACUUCAUAGUGCGGUGGUGGGUGUGGAUAAUUUUGCCAAAAAAAACAGUUGAAGCGGGGUGGCCGAAGAGUAAAAUUUCAAAAGUAAGUACUGAAUAUUAUGUCACUUAUUUAUGUGCAAAUGUUUAAUAAUGAAGAACAUUAAAACAUUACUGUUGG
This is a messenger RNA of Haplochromis burtoni (Burton's mouthbrooder), 1882 nucleotides long. It is a transcript of the gene prkn, whose product is annotated as parkin RBR E3 ubiquitin protein ligase. NCBI's taxonomy places the organism in Eukaryota, Metazoa, Chordata, Actinopteri, Cichliformes, Cichlidae. Gene Ontology annotation, biological process: regulation of mitochondrion organization; protein polyubiquitination; ubiquitin-dependent protein catabolic process. The record is from RefSeq and is a predicted model, not a curated record. Gene Ontology annotation, molecular function: zinc ion binding; ubiquitin conjugating enzyme binding; ubiquitin protein ligase activity. Gene Ontology annotation, cellular component: Golgi apparatus; cytoplasm; ubiquitin ligase complex.